This is a messenger RNA of Acaulospora colombiana, 858 nucleotides long. NCBI's taxonomy places the organism in Eukaryota, Fungi, Glomeromycota, Glomeromycetes, Diversisporales, Acaulosporaceae. The record is from the annotation of a GenBank genome assembly.
AUGAUUGAUAACAAUGCGAUCCCUUCUUUCAAUGAGGUUCGCCUCUUGUCCAUAAACCUUUUCAUGCGGCCUCCGCUCAUUAGAAAUAAUGCCAGUGAUUAUAAAGAAGCAAGAUUAGAAUAUUUUAUUGAAAACAUUUUGUCUAUCUAUGAUAUCAUAUGUCUCGAAGAAAUGUUCGAAUUUGGUAGCACCCGCCGUCAGAGGUUGCUGGAGGCAGCUUUUAAAGCUGGCUUCGAACAUUCAUGGACUUCUCCGAGGAAUAGUUUAUUCAAUUUUUCUAUCGAUGGUGGUCUGGUCAUUUUAAGUAGGUUCCCAAUCAGAAGUCGAGAUCGUAUCACUUAUCCUUAUGGAACUCAUAGUGACAGGUUAUCGGCCAAAGGUGCUCUUUACGUAAAAAUUGAAUUGGCAAAAGAUCAAUUUAUUCAUCUCUUCUCUACCCAUACUCAAGCGUCUUACGUCGCUUCUCCUCCCCUAUCCGAUAAAUCUGUUCUUGUUCGUGAACAACAAAUUUUUCUUCUUCGUCAAUUCAUUGAUAAAGCCAUCGUGAGUAGGCGAUCAUCACACGAACCGAUCAUCCUAGUAGGUGACUUGAACGUCAAUUCUCGGCCUCUUUUGGAUCCUUCUGAUCCUUCAAGUGUGAAGGGAGAUAGUCAAGAGUAUCUGAAUAUGGUUAAAAUUUUGAGCGGCGAAGGAAUACGCGAAGAUUCUCAUGUGAGAUACUCGAAUGAAAAGAUGAUUGGUGUGAGAGACGUAAUUAAAGAGCAUUACGGAAUUCAUCCAAUCACCUUUGCUGAUGUGUUGAAAGACAAUGAUGGGAAGAUGAUUCCUAGAGAAGUCAUUCUAACUUCAAAAGGCUAG